Messenger RNA from Ochlerotatus camptorhynchus, 2417 nucleotides. RefSeq names its product ken and barbie (gene ken). Lineage: Eukaryota; Metazoa; Arthropoda; Insecta; Diptera; Culicidae. Gene Ontology annotation, biological process: regulation of transcription by RNA polymerase II. Gene Ontology annotation, cellular component: nucleus. The transcript has 7 exons. Gene Ontology annotation, molecular function: DNA-binding transcription factor activity; RNA polymerase II cis-regulatory region sequence-specific DNA binding; protein binding. The record is from RefSeq and is a predicted model, not a curated record. Bases 283 to 2274 code for a protein of 663 amino acids.
CUCCUCACCUGGGGGUGGCACCGUUCGACAACAUUCCCCGUUUCCCCUUCCGUUUCCGGUGCACUAUCCGGUACGGACCACGUGGAGGCCAGUGAUAUAUAUAAAUAUAUACACCUAGGAGAGGACAUUCCCCACCACACAACUACCAAGCUGCGCAGCUUCUCAAACAUCAACUUUGUGGCAGCCGGGCAGUACGCAAAACGCGACCGUGUAAAUGCUUGGAGGUAUGUUUUUGAACAUAAGCGUAACCAAGGCACAGGAAUUGUAAUAGAUCGGAAAAAUAUGAACACUCUUAGGAUGCUGAUGCUGCAAUAUAGCAAACACGGCGAAUGCAUACUCCAGGAAAUCGGUGCAGCAUUCCGGGGCGAGCAUGCAACAGACCUUCUGCUGAUCUGCGAUGGCAAAGAGACAGUCCGUGCACACAAGCUGGUACUGGCCGCGGCCAGUCCACUAAUCAGAAUGAUCCUGGAGGACACACCCAUCCUGGAUGGCAUCACCACGGUAUACUUUCCGGACGUUCAGGUGUGCUACUUCCGGCUACUGCUGGACUUUCUGUACUCCGGACAGGUAUACGUGCGAUCCGUGGAGGAGUACCAUCACCUGCAGGAUCUGCUAGCGCUGCUACAAAUUAAGGCCAGCAUAUGGAAGAACGGCGAGGAGUCCAACGACAGUGAAUCCCACAAGUCGGAACCACAAGUGGACAUCAACCGAAAUGAGGGCAUUGCAUCGAGCCAUCACCCGCGGCGGAGAUCCAAGAGCCAAGAGUCGUACGUCGCCGAUCCAGCGAGUCAGAAGGUCAGUGUCAAAAGUGAGCGAAAUUCCGGAAGUAGUGAGGAAGGUGAUCGCGAAGAAGGCGAAUACAUGGACGAGGUGGACGAAGCGAUCAUCAAAAGCAACAACAACCUGCAGCACCAUCAGAUCAGUCGACACGACGGGGACGACGACGCCGGCGGUGGGAGCGGGAACGACGGAAGUGAAGGCGGCUGCGGUGGCGAUCGAGGUCGGUCCGGGUCGGUGGCCGGCGAAAGUACAGAUCGGCCAACGCCCACGAAUCUGAGCGGGAGCAUCGGCGGUGGACGGCGAAGUGGGAGUGGUGAACGGGAUCCGGAGGAGGACGAGGACUACGAGCUGGAUGUGGAGGAUCGCGAAGGGGAGGAAGGCGACAGCACGGAAGGCGGUCGGGAACGGUGUGGCGGUGAAGCGAUUGGAAAUAGGAGGCGAAGUUCGUCGGAUCCGGUGAACUUGUCGAUUGUGAAAACACAGGAUGCCGACUCGGACGAUGCGAACAUCGACGUGGAAACGAUAGGAAAUGCACCCGCCAAGAAUCUACUACCCCGGUACCUGGACCCGUUCCGCAGCAAACGGAAAGCGUACUUCAUCCAUACGGAUCCGGAACAGUGCAAGCCGCUCGAGCACGAGCUGCUCCACAACUCGCCGGACAACCUGAUGGUGACGCCGCACCGGAAGCGUCGGCCCGGUUUCCACAACUCCCCUGCCCAGAAUCCGCCCUUCGUUCCGAGCUACCUGAGCCCGGAUGACCUGAGGACGCGAAAGUGCUUCCUGUCCGCUCCAACGUACCUGCCUGAUAUGCGACCGGGUUCACCGAACUCUGGCCGGCCCACCGACAUUGCUCUGGCGAACAACCACAAUAACAACAACAACCGGAUACGACCACCCAGUGCGGACAACAAGCUGGCGGUCGCCCCCUUCGUGUACCCAUGGCCGACGGCUGCCCUGGCUGGUCUUCCAGGUGGCCCCGGCGAACUGCUCGGCAUUCCGUACGUCCACGGUGGUCCAAAUGCGGAAACCAGUCCGGCAGAACUGAUCCAGCAGAUGAAAAACUUCGAGAACAGCCAAGCCGAACUGAAUGCCCGCUCCGGAAGUAGUGGCAACAGCGGAGGCAAUGGUCCCGGAUCGGGAAAUGCAGGAGGCGGAGGUGGAGGCAGCAUGGGCGGCAACACUGCCGUCCGGGAGUACCGCUGCGAGUACUGUGGUAAGACAUUCGGUAUGAGUUGGAACCUGAAGACGCAUCUGCGGGUGCAUACCGGCGAGAAACCAUUCGCCUGCCGGUUAUGCGUGGCGAUGUUCAAACAGAAGGCUCACCUGCUGAAGCAUCUCUGUUCGGUGCAUCGGAACAUCAUCAACGCGCCGGAAGCGGGCGGCCGGUAUACCUGCUGCUUCUGUACGCUGUACUUCGAGACGCUACAGGAGCUGGUGCGACAUCUGUCCGGGCAUCAUAACAAUCUACUACUGAGCAAGAACCUCCACGAAUGAUACCAGCUCCUGGAGGAUCUGGACCGAUACUACUACUACUACUACUACUACUGCUGCUACCGGCUGGAAAUGUACACCACCCGUUUGUAAGAUAGACGUUUAAAUUUUUGAAUUGACAUUGUGAUAACAAAGCAACAAAGAAA